AUGGUUACCAAACCUUCAAAUAAUUUAAGAAGAGAGCAUGCAUGGCUAAAGGAAUCGAAUAUAUUUGAUAAUGACAACGACAUAUUGUUAAGCACACUAAGCAAACAAUUCAGCAACAAGAAAUCUACUAAUGAAUAUAACAAAGGAAGCUUGAUAUUGCAUAAUGUGGGAAGUAUAGAUCGCAAUGAGACAAUAGAAGUCCUUGAUGAUGAUGACGACGACGACAUCAUAUUAACGAACAUAUCCAAACCAAAUGAAUUAUCAAAAGCGCAAACAGCUACAUCGUCACCAAAAAAUAACAUGAAUCCUAACGCCAUGAAUGAAAUCCAAAGGGAUGUAUCGACAUCGAGUCGUGUAGUUAGUACCUAUAGUGGCUCAAACUCUUAUCCAUUCAUUAGCAAAGAUAUCUCACCAAAAAAUGUAUGCAACUCUUCAGAUAACUUGCAACAGAGCACAUUACCAGUAGUAUAUAGAGAUAAGAGAUCAAAUAAGACCAUAGACGGCUCUAUACCAGUGUUGAAAGCCCAAAAAGAACUGAUUGAAAAACUCAAAGACUUAAAUAAAACGAUGACUUCUAAAAUUGAUAUCAUGGAAUCCACUUCCCUAUCUGAGGAUUAUAAGAGAACUCAAAUAAAUACUGUCAUUAAUCCGAAAAUCAAAUCCAAACAAUCAGAAAUCGAAAAAAUGGAACUAAAGCUCGAAACUUUAUCACAAGAAAUCAAAAAUAUCUCCCAUAUACUUUCUGACAUCAGCAAUGAAAAUGUCUUCAAAAACAUUAAAUCACAAAAAUUUGACUCCCAAAGAGCCUCCAUCACAGCAAAUAAUAGUCUAACUGAUUUGCAAAUCAAUGAAGGGUUUAACAAUAAUAUCACAAAAAAUAAUAGAGACUUCAACCCCAUACCCGAUAAUAGUGUUAUUAGAGGACAGCAAGUAAACAUGUCUUCAUUUCAAGAAGAAUCUCUGUACAUUGACUCCUACAACGAACCGAACACACAGUCAAGGGCGCCAUAUACCAGACAGAUGCGUGACCGACAUCAAAUUAAUUAUAGAAUACCUGAAGCCGAUGAACCAUUUGAAUAUAGGGUAGGUAAACUGCAACCGACUAUCGCUUCUGAUGACACCACAUAUGAUGCUGAAAAUACUGAUAACCCAGAUGAAGACGGAUACUUGACCACCCAAGAUGGCGAAAAACAUUCUGAUGUACAUCAAAGUGAUCUAGAUUUUAUAGAGGAUAGUCCAUCAGAAAUUACCCACGAUACUGCUUAUGUGGAAACAAACAAUAAUGAGACUUCCAGUAGAAUACAAAUUAUAAUGUCAUCUCCUAAUCGUUUAGAUGAAUAUGGUCCUUCAGUACAAUCUCAAAUCGACUUGUCUGGUGAUUCGUUAGAUUCAAAUCAUAAUGUCGGUUAUAAAAUGGAAUACAUUGGAGAAAGUGACUUCAAUAUAAAUACAGGAGCUACAAACACUAAACAUACCGAAGUUAUAGAAAACUUAAGUACGGACUCAGAUAAUUGGGGAGAAGUCGAGAACCUUACUGAUUAUGAUGCUGAGAGUUUUGAUGAAGAACGAGAAAAUAAAACCAGAGUAUCAGAUAUUGAAGAAUUAGAUAAUGAACUAGAGAUUAUUACUGAAAGGAAAAUUGGUAAUGGUGACGGUUUCAUGUUAACUAGUGUAAAGAAAGAAGAAUCUGCUAUCGUAUCACUAUCAGAAAGCCAUCCUACCUCAUUAACUGAUGACGAGCUUGAAGAGGAUAUUUCUCUAUUAGGAGUAGCUGAAAACGCUGAAUCCCCACCACAUACACAUAUAACAGAUGUGGUCUCACCAAACUCUUGGACUAAAGAGGUGUAUAAAAAGUUAAAGACUGUUUUCAAUCUAACGAGUUUUAGAUCUAAUCAAGAGGAGGCUAUAAAUGCGACUCUUAGUGGAAAAGAUGUAUUUGUUCUAAUGCCUACUGGUGGAGGUAAAUCUCUUUGUUAUCAAUUACCUGCAAUUGUGAAAGGCGGAUGCACCAAAGGAACAACUAUAGUCAUUUCUCCUUUAAUCUCAUUAAUGCAAGACCAAGUCGAACAUUUACAAAAAUUAAACGUUAAGGCAAGAAUGUUAAGUUCGAAGGGAGGAAUAGAUGAAAAAAAUCAUACAUUCAAUCUAUUCAUCAAUGGCUUCUUAGAUCUUAUUUACUUGUCUCCUGAAAUGAUUAGUGUUUCAGAGAAGUGUAAGACAGCUAUAGAAAAAUUGUAUCAAAAUAAGCAACUAGCCAGAAUUGUGGUUGAUGAGGCUCACUGUGUUUCUAACUGGGGUCACGAUUUUAGACCCGACUACAAACAGCUGUCAUACUUCAAGGUACAAUAUCCUGACAUUCCAAUGAUGGCUCUCACUGCAACCGCCAGUGAACAGGUUCAAAUGGAUAUUGUAUUCAAUCUGAAAUUAAAGGAUAACCUAUUUCUGCGUCAAAGCUUCAAUAGAACCAAUUUAUAUUAUGAGGUUCGUAAAAAAACCAAAAAUACCAUUUUUGAAAUCUGUGAUACUAUAAAACAACAGUUUAGAAAUCAGACCGGUAUAAUAUACUGCCAUUCUAAGAAUUCCUGUGAGCAAACUGCCCAGCAAAUGCAGCGUAAUGGUAUCAAAUGUGCAUACUAUCAUGCAGGGAUGGAGGCUGAUGAAAGACUUCAAGUCCAGCGAGAAUGGCAGAAUGACAAUCUUCAAGUCAUUUGCGCUACUGUUGCUUUUGGAAUGGGGAUCGAUAAGGCAGAUGUUCGGUUUGUAUUUCAUUUUACAGUUCCAAGAACACUAGAAGGUUAUUACCAAGAGACAGGCAGAGCAGGUAGAGAUGGGAACUAUUCAUAUUGUAUUACUUAUUAUUCAUUCCGUGACGUGCGUACAAUGCAAACAAUGAUUCAAAAGGAUAAAAACUUAGAUGGCAUCAACAAACAGAAACAUCUCGAUAAGCUACAGCAAGUAACAGCAUACUGUGAAAAUGAUACGGAUUGCAGACGAAAGCUCGUUUUAUCAUAUUUUAGUGAAGAGUUUGAUCCAAUAAAUUGUAAUAAGAAUUGUGAUAAUUGCCGUAACAGCAGUAGUGUAACUAAAGAAGAGAGAGAUGUUACGUCGACCGCAAUUUCUAUUGUAAAAUUAGUACAAUCAAUUCAAAAUCAAAAGGUUACUUUAAUCUACUGUCAAAAUAUAUUCAAAGGGUCUAGAAAUUCCAAGAUUGUUCAGGCAGGUCAUGAUAUGCUUCCACAGCACGGUGCUGGAAAAAACUUGACUAAGUCUGAAAUAGAAAGAAUAUUCUUUCAUUUGAUUACUAAACGAAUUUUACAAGAAUAUUCAAAAGUUAACAACGCAGGGUUUUCUUCCAGUUAUGUCAAAGUUGGUGAUGGGUGUAGAGAUCUGUUAAAUGGAAAACUUCAACUAAAAAUCCAGUUUUCAGUGUCGGAAGGGAAUUCCAGAUCGUCCGCAGGACUUCCUAAAUCUAAUUCAUCAAAUACCAAUAAUUACGACAGAUCUUUAACUAAAAACAUUACUGCAAAUAAUGAUUCUGAACAACAUCUUAGAAAUUAUGCAUAUAGUCCCUCUAAUUCUGAACGCAUGCGAGCAGAAAGCUCAAAACAUACCGGUUCCACUCAAGAGGUGAAUGACCUAAAAUCCGCAUAUGAUCGUCUAAGAAAUGCAGCAAUAAGUUGGGGAUCAAGAAUGGUUCCAGCAGUAAAUAAAUUCAUGGACGAUAAUGUUCUUAGACGACUGGCUGCAAUUCUACCUGCCACAGAAGAGGAGUUCAUUGGAAUAGUUGGCAAUAACAGCACUGAUUCUAAGAAGUAUAAGUAUUUCAAAGAUAUUUUCAUUGAUUUGCGUAAAAGAAGAAUUGAGAGGAUGUGUAAUUUGUCUUCCAAUUUUGCUUUUAAUGAGGAGGGACAAAGCCAGAUUGAUACAAUGGAAAUCCAGACAACAUCUAGGUUUUUUAACAAUACCGAUGAAAACAAGAAUCUAGUCUCCCUAACACCUUAUGAACAAAGUACUCAAGUAUCUAAAGGUGUUAACGCUAGGACAGCAGGCGGGAAAAAGUACAAGAGGAAUUUUAACUAUAAGAGAUAUAGAAACUACAAUAAAUGGAAGAAAUAG
Nakaseomyces glabratus is the source of this 4116-nucleotide messenger RNA. RefSeq names its product ATP-dependent DNA helicase SGS1 (gene SGS1). NCBI's taxonomy places the organism in Eukaryota, Fungi, Ascomycota, Saccharomycetes, Saccharomycetales, Saccharomycetaceae. Gene Ontology annotation, biological process: double-strand break repair via homologous recombination; DNA replication. Gene Ontology annotation, cellular component: cytoplasm; nucleus; chromosome. The record is from RefSeq and is a predicted model, not a curated record. Gene Ontology annotation, molecular function: four-way junction helicase activity; nucleic acid binding; 3'-5' DNA helicase activity.